UGCCCGUCUCCUAGGCCACUAAGCCCCUUCUGUCCCCUAGAGUGAGGCAAGGGGGACUGCAGAGCAGAGCAGAAGCCUGAGCCAGACCGAGAGCCACCUCUUCUCCCAGGGACAAGCAUGGCCUGGAAGACAACGUGGCUACUGUUCCUUGUGGUAGGGGCGGCUGCCGUAUGGACAGCCCGGCCCAGGACUGAGCUUCUCAAUGUCUGCAUGAAUGCCAAGCACCAUAAGGAAAAGCCAGGUCCCGAGGACAAGCUACAUGAGCAGUGCAGUCCCUGGAAGAAGAACGCCUGCUGCUCCGUUAACACCAGCCGAGAAGCCCAUAAGGAUAUUUCCUACCUGUACAGAUUCAACUGGGAUCACUGUGGCAAGAUGGAGCCCGCCUGCAAGCGCCACUUUAUUCAGGACACCUGCCUCUAUGAGUGCUCACCUAACCUGGGGCCCUGGAUCCAGGAGGUGAACCAGAGCUGGCGCAAAGAGCGGGUCCUGAACGUGCCCCUCUGCAAAGAGGACUGUCAGAUCUGGUGGGAAGACUGCCGCACCUCCUACACCUGCAAGACCAACUGGCACAAGGGCUGGAACUGGACCUCAGGGUAUAACCAGUGCCCAGUGAGAGCUGCCUGCCACCGCUUUGACUUCUACUUCCCCACGCCUGCUGCUCUGUGCAAUGAAAUCUGGAGUCACUCCUACAAAGUCAGCAACUAUGGCCGGGGCAGCGGCCGCUGCAUCCAGAUGUGGUUCGACCCGGCCCAGGGCAACCCCAACGAGGAGGUGGCGAGGCUCUAUGCUGAGACCAUGAGUGGGGCUGGGCUCCGUGAGGCCUGGCCUCUGCGUUUCGGCCUGGUCCUAAUGUUGCUCUGGCUGCUCAACUGAGCUCCUUUUAUUUUCUGAUACCUGGACAUCCCUGCCCUGUUAAGACCCACAGCUCCCAAUUAGUCAGUUUCUGUUCCUUGGUGGGAACUCUGACUGAAUAAAACCAGACACCCCACGUGUAAGUUA
Eubalaena glacialis (North Atlantic right whale) is the source of this 999-nucleotide messenger RNA. Its product is annotated as folate receptor alpha-like. Gene Ontology annotation, molecular function: signaling receptor activity. Gene Ontology annotation, cellular component: external side of plasma membrane. Gene Ontology annotation, biological process: cell adhesion; sperm-egg recognition; fusion of sperm to egg plasma membrane involved in single fertilization. NCBI's taxonomy places the organism in Eukaryota, Metazoa, Chordata, Mammalia, Artiodactyla, Balaenidae. The coding region runs from base 118 to 873 and encodes 251 amino acids. The transcript is spliced from 5 exons. The record is from RefSeq and is a predicted model, not a curated record.